UGUGUGACAUCAAGUACUGUAAUACGUGAACUCUAGAUAAUCAUAUGAUUGGCACGGCACACCAAGGAAACGAAGGAGGCUGCUUAGCUGCGCACACUUGUUCAACGCACGUGCCUUUGACCCUCCGAUGACUUAAAGAAGCUUCUGAAAAGCGUCGACCCUCUUGCCUACCAGCCCUAAUCUCUGUCUCUCUCUCUCUCUCUCGCGUAGAGUAAUCCAAUGGGGAAGUGAUCGAACAAUUGCAGUGACUACAGUGACGCUCUGAAGGAAAUUCAAUCACGCAGUUUGGGAAUUCAGGCUUUUCUGUAACUCGCUGAAAUUUUGGUUUUGGUGAUAGUGAGGAGUACGGAAAACGAUAUGGUGGUGGGUCGGCAUUUUUCUCGAAUAGACAGUUUAGAGCUGAAGUCUCAGAUUGAGAGGAAGCUGGGGCGCCGGAAGGCGGAGGAGUAUUUUGAUCUCCUCACAAAAUUUUUAAGUCUUAAGAUUAGCAAAUCCGAUUUCGAUAAACUCUGCAUGGACAAAAUUGGGAGGGAAAAUGUUCGGCUUCAUAAUUAUCUCAUUAGAUCAGUCAUAAGAAAUGCAUUCCUCUCAAAGACUCAUCCGUUAAAGGAACACGAAGUGGAAGGUUCUCUCAGUGUUAAAGUGGCAAAUGGGUAUCAAAGAAGUGGUAUUCAGUCAUUGUGCAAAGAUAUUCCACAAUCCCCUCGAAAGGGGAGGACCCCAAAUAUUCGUGAUCGCAAGUUUAGGGACCGCCUGAGUCCUCUUGGGCCUCAUGGAAAGAACCAUAGUAUUGCUUGUGAAGAUUCGAUCCCCAAAAUGCAAGAACAGCAAAGUGCUACAGAGCUGGUUUCCUUGGGUAGCAGACCCCCUGGCUCUGUGGAAGAUGGGGAAGAGGUUGAUCAGGCUGCUGGAAGCCCAACCAUUUAUAGUCGGAGCCCUGUUAGAGCUCCUCUUGGCAUCCCAUUGAAUACGAAAGGGACAAGAAAAGUAUUAUGUAAUGGAUCGGCAUCUGCAUUUGUCACUGAGACUUGUGAGAACAGUGGUGAGCUACCUGAUACCAGUUCUUUACUGAAGAGAUUGGAGCAGAAGUUGGAGACAGAGGGACUAAAAGUCUCGGUAGAUUGUGCAAACUUGUUGAACAAUGGCCUCGAUGUAUGUCUCAAGAGAUUGAUAAAGCCCUGUUUGGAACUUGCUGGUUCAAGGUCUGUACAUGAACACAUAGACCAAAGGCAUAGUCGUGCCAUACCUGGUUUGAGGAGAAUGGGGCCUGUGAUAUAUGUACCAAAACCAAGUGAGCCUACUUUUGCAUCCAUGUCAGACUUUCGGGUUGCAAUGGAGUUGAAUCCCCUGAUACUUGGAGAAGAUUGGCCAACAGAACUUGAGAAAGUUUGCUUGCGUGCAUCAGAAGGCUGAACUGAAACUGAUUAGCUCAUGAUUUUGGUAAAGCAAUAAGUUUGGGAUUUGAUUCAAGGUGAUGAUGAGUUACCACAAUACAAUUGUAAAAUCUACUAUAACACUGAUCUUGACCUUGCCGUUUAUAUAAGCACUGCUGAAAUACAUUAGUACAAGUUAUCAAAAGUUUUGGAUGAGGGUGAUUAGACUGUAUAUAGUUUUCAGUGCUGAUUUUUUCGGGGUGGGACACCAAGACAUGGUAAAGUAUAGACAUAUCAACACUUGUAAGAAUCUUGCUAUAAUGAAUAGGUCAGUGGUCUUCUUUGACUAAUAUCUCUAGUUUGUUAGUUAAUUUUAUUAUGCUUUAUGUUUGUUAAUCAAGCUUGUCUUUGAAGCUUUCAGGUCUACUUUUCUGAAAUUCCUUAUCCCAUUAGAUCCAAUAGAUUGCACUUUUUGACAGUUGUUGUUUCCAUUAAAAUUCUCUCUUUGUCAUAUGCGUGAACCAACACACAUGCAUACACACAGCAAUUAUUUUGAUGAAGUUGAGAUGAAGGUUUA
This is a messenger RNA of Alnus glutinosa, 1950 nucleotides long. RefSeq lists its product as uncharacterized. The coding region runs from base 358 to 1413 and encodes 351 amino acids. The record is from RefSeq and is a predicted model, not a curated record. Gene Ontology annotation, molecular function: transcription coactivator activity. Gene Ontology annotation, biological process: regulation of transcription by RNA polymerase II. The transcript has 2 exons. Lineage: Eukaryota; Viridiplantae; Streptophyta; Magnoliopsida; Fagales; Betulaceae. Gene Ontology annotation, cellular component: SAGA complex.